AUGUCACCGCGCUGUGCCCCGGCCCGCGGGCGCUUCGCGCCGGGCAGUGCGCUCUGCGCUGUGGGCGGAGGGGCUUGUUUUUUCCUGGGUGGAGAAGGGGAGCAGCUCCCGGCACAGAACGCAGCUCCGGGGCGCCGGGAAGCCCUUGCUGCGCUCGCUGCCCCUCACAGAACGGGCCGUGUUGCGGCACGUACGAGUAAAUCGCGCGGUCUAAGCCGUUCGGGUGUUGCAGCGCUGCGAGCCAGAGGUUUUCCUCCUGCUUGCGGGGCCAGCACCAUGGCUGAGAAGAUGUCACCGAGUCCCGGUGAGGCCAUCACGCCGCUGCAGCAGAUGUUGGCCUCAGGGACGGGGGCCAUCCUCACCUCCCUCUUUGUGACACCGUUGGAUGUGGUGAAGAUCCGGCUGCAGGCGCAGAGGACCCCGUUCUCUAAAGGGAAGUGUUUCCUCUACUGCAACGGGCUUAUGGACCAUCUGUACGUCUGCCAGAAUGGCAACGGCUGCACCGCCUGGUACAAGGCCCACACCCGCUUCACCGGCACGCUGGAUGCCUUUGUGAAAAUCACACGCUAUGAGGGUGUCAGGUCUCUGUGGAGCGGCUUGCCCCCCACCCUGGUCAUGGCUGUGCCAGCCACUGUCAUUUAUUUCACCACCUACGACCAGCUCCGGGAUUACCUGCGCGCUCGGACGGGGAGCCGGGGGCACCACAUCCCCUUGCUGGCCGGGGCCCUCGCCAGGUUGGGUGCUGUGACGGUCAUCAGCCCUUUGGAGCUCAUCCGCACCAAGAUGCAGUCCCGACAGCUCAGCUAUCGGGAGCUGGGCGUCUGCAUCCAGCUGGCAGUGGCGCAGGACGGCUGGCUCUCCCUCUGGAGAGGCUGGGGACCCACUGUGCUGCGAGAUGUCCCCUUCUCGGCUCUCUACUGGUUUAACUAUGAGCUGGUGAGGGAAUGGCUCUGCAGGCAGGCCCGGCGGGACGAGGCCACGUUCAUGAUCAGCUUCACAUCCGGCGCCAUCUCUGGGACGGUGGCUGCGGUGCUGACGCUGCCCUUCGACGUGGUGAAGACCCAGCGGCAGAUCGAGCUGGGGGACGGCGAGGUGCACCCAGUCGCAGCCUCCAAGCCUUCCUCCACCUGGCUGCUUUUGCGGCGCAUCCGUGCCGAGUCCGGCACCCGGGGGCUGUUUGCAGGCUUCCUGCCCCGCGUCAUUAAGGUGGCACCGGCUUGCGCCAUCAUGAUCAGCACAUACGAGUUUGGCAAAACCUUCUUCCAGAAGCUGAACCAGGAGCGGCAGCUGCGAGGGCUGUGAGUGGGGCUGGGCAGGGCUCGUGCCGCUGGUGCCCUGAGGACGCUGCCAGCCCUGCUCCCAGUGAGGUGUCGGGGGCCGGCGAACCUGCGUGGCCGUGCAAAGCCCAAGUGCCUUCGUGCUGCCUGUGCAGGGCCAGCCAGCCCUGCUCUCCAUCCCCAGCCACACUGGGGACAUCUGUGUCUGCUGCUGUGACACUGGGGGGAUGUGAAGUCCCCCAUGUUCAUCCCUUGAGGCUGGACAGAUGCUGCUGGAUUCAUGGACACUCUGGCAAGGACGGGAUGCCCCAGGAGCCUCAGCAGAGCUUGAGAUGGGAGCUGGGGCUCCGGCAAGGACCAAACCCUCGGGGGCUUCUUGUGUGCCUCCCUGGGGCCCCAGCCUCACUUGCCGUGUCUGCCCCCCCUCACCAUCACACACACAGUGUCCUAUUGUGGGCUCUGUGCAGCAAGGGGAUGUGUCAGGACCCUCCCCCUGCCUCCAGCCCCCUUGUCCCAUCCAGGGCGUCGCUGGGCUCAGACCUUGCUGCUGCUCUGCGGGGCUGGCAGGCGCUGGGGCAACAACCCUCUGCCCGUGCCCCGUCCCAGCGCUGCACCCCGUGUGGGUGCUGCCCCAGCUUGCACUGGGACCCUGGGGGGAAUUACUCUUAUUUUCCUAAAUAAAAGAAAAUCUUAGUCUGUUA
Messenger RNA from Columba livia (rock pigeon), 1978 nucleotides. It is a transcript of the gene SLC25A39, whose product is annotated as solute carrier family 25 member 39. The transcript has 11 exons. Bases 1 to 1302 code for a protein of 433 amino acids. Gene Ontology annotation, cellular component: mitochondrion. Lineage: Eukaryota; Metazoa; Chordata; Aves; Columbiformes; Columbidae. Gene Ontology annotation, biological process: mitochondrial transmembrane transport. The record is from RefSeq and is a predicted model, not a curated record.